AACGAACAGUUUGUUGUCCGACCAUAAGUGUCAAAUCAAUCUCAAGCCCAGCAACAGAUCUUUCAGUUAUGAGUGGAUUUGCACUUUCUCUGAUUUUUCUUUUAUGUAUCAGUCAAUGUGUUUCCGGCAGAUUUACAGAUGAUGUCCUACACCACAGGUCUAAUGCUUCUUCAAGACAAACGAGGAGUGCUGAAAAACCUGCUCCCAUCAACUGUAAACUCAAGAGCUGGUCAGCGUGGUCAACAUGUUCCUCCUGUACGGAAAGGCAGACUCGGUUCCAGCAUUUGGAGCGUCCCUCUCAGUUCAGGGGUGACGAGUGUGUUCACAGUCAGUGGGAUCAAAAGGAAUGUAAAGAAGAGGGCGAAUGUCAACCUCAGGACCACUGUGGGGGAACGUUUGCAUGUGGGCCCAAUGGGCGUUGUAUUGCACAGCCGCUCCGGUGCAAUGGCGAGAUUGAAUGUCUAUCACAAGAAGAUGAAACCGGCUGUAACGAGAUCAACGAAAGAGAAACUAAAUGCACCGACAUGAUGGGCAUACCAGGAGCUGAGAAAGGCAGUCAAGGAUAUAAUGUUUUGUCCGGUACUUCUAUGAAUCCUGUUUUGGACCACAAUUACUACGGAGGCGUUUGUGAAUAUAUCUAUAACGGAGAGUGGCGCAAACUCGCCUACGAUCCCUUCUGUGAACACCUCGGUUAUGAAGGCGAUGAAAAGUAUUACCGGAAACCUUUCAACUUCCUCUCCUAUCAAUUGAUGACACAAGCAACAACUGAACAAUCAACAGACUAUUACGAGGAUGCUGCUACCUUACUCAAAGCAAUCAAAUCAGAAUCAUCUUUCAACUUAGGGAUGACCUUUGGAAUCUAUAAUGUGGAAGCUGGCUUGGAAGGAGGAGUUGAACACAGUUUAAUACACAACAUAUCACAAUACAACAGUAAGGAGGUGGGUUUCGUCAGGCUCUUGUCAAAAGUUCAGACUGCUCAGUUUAAGAUGAGAAGUAAUGAUCUGAUGCUGGACGAGGAGAUGCUGUGGGCUCUGACUGACCUUCCUGAACAGUACGACUUCGCUGCCUAUUCCUAUUUCUUCAAUGUGUACGGCACACACUACAUCACUGAGGGAACCAUGGGUGGAGUUCUGGAUUAUAUUGUAGUUGUAAACAAGAAUGCCAUGACAAGAAAUGAGCUCUUUGGGGAAUCGUUUGGAUACUGUCUCGGUGCGUCUUUGGGCCUGAGUGUGCCUGUUGAAACUAACGUUGAGCUGAAUCUGAAGUUGAAAGGAAAACAAUGUCAUAAAGAUGCGGAGAUAAAAGAACCUAAUGAGUCAUCCAGCGACAUUAUUGAAGAUACCUUUGGCUCCGUGAAAGGCGGAUAUACAGGCCCCAGCACUGGACAGUUGCACAUCAGGGAUGAAAAAAGUUAUAAGAUUUGGGGAAGGAGUCUUAAAUACAACCCUGCAUUAAUAGAUUUUGAGGUUCUACCGAUAUACGAGCUGGUGCGCUUUAGCACCGCAGCGGAGCAGUUACAUGCGAAGAUCCCCCAUCUGAAGAGGGCAUUGGAGGAUUACAUGCAGAUAUUCAAUACAUGUCGCUGUGCCAGCUGUCUGAACAAUGGAGAACCCAUGUUGUCCAGGACUUCCUGCAGCUGUUUGUGUAAAUCUGGAUACAGUGGUGAUGCCUGUGAAGAGACUAAAAGAACAGGUCCUACACAUGGAUCCUGGAGCUGCUGGAGCGGCUGGUCGCCCUGCACGUCUGGAAAAAAGACACGGAAGCGGGAAUGUAACAACCCUGCGCCAAAAGACAACGGUUCACCUUGUCUCGGAAACAGCGAUCAAACGAAAAAUUGUUAGUCUUUUGGCUGACGGCGUCUGUUGACGUUGUUGUUUAUUUUGAUUUAUACAAAAAUGUUAGUAAGAGACAUUUUUAAAAGGCCGUGUUGGUGGUUUCAUCCUCUGUCGGCUGUACAAUAAAAUGUUUACCAGAA
Molecule: messenger RNA, 1975 nt
Organism: Triplophysa dalaica
Lineage: Eukaryota; Metazoa; Chordata; Actinopteri; Cypriniformes; Nemacheilidae
Gene: c8a
Product: complement component 8, alpha polypeptide
Exons: 11
Coding region: 69-1841 (590 amino acids)
Biological process (GO): immune response
Cellular component (GO): membrane attack complex
Molecular function (GO): protein binding
Source: RefSeq, a predicted model, not a curated record